UUGUUACUAUGUACAACUUCCAGAAAUACCGCUACAUCUCACCCCCUGGGUGGACCUUAAGCUGGUUUUGGGCCAACAAAGAGGUUAUAUGGAACAUGUUUGGCGGUCAAGCCACCGAGCAAGGAAACUGUUCAAGAUAUAAAACUGCACUAGCUGUACCACAUUGCUGCAAGAAUCCUCCAACUGUUGUCGAUUUAUCACCCGAAGCCCCUUACAAUCAGCAGGUUCCAAAUUGCUGUAAAGGAGGUGUUAUCAGCGUAUGGGGCCUAGAUCCCAACAGUUAUAUCAGCUCAUUCCAGAUUACUGUUGGUGAAUCCGGAAACACCAACUACACGGUGAAGGUCCCCAAAAACUUCACCUUACAUGCACCCGGUCCUGGCUAUAACUGUGGACCCGCUGUAGUCACUAAGCCAACAAGGUUCAUUACUCCAAAUGGCAGAAGAAUCACUCAAGCUAUGAUGACAUGGUAUAUAACAUGUACAUAUUCACAAUUUAUAAUUGGGGUUCCUACUCAUGACCCAGGAAGCUGUGUAAAAAACUCGCCAUAUUUUAGUGGCGGUAAUUGUGUGAUGCCUCCAUCUAUGCCUCCAUCUUAUGCUCCAUAUCAGGAUCUCCCAAAUGCGAGCUCAAGUUUAAGCUUCUCUUUACUUGCUUUAUUAACUGCGUGUUUGUUUGUUUUCUUUGUUUUUGUUUAAUGUUUGAACACCCCUUGAAGAUUUUACAAAUUCAAAUCAUCUUUAAAAUGUUGGUUAAUUCA
Messenger RNA from Helianthus annuus (common sunflower), 757 nucleotides. RefSeq names its product COBRA-like protein 1. Gene Ontology annotation, cellular component: plasma membrane. The coding region runs from base 9 to 695 and encodes 228 amino acids. The record is from RefSeq and is a predicted model, not a curated record. The transcript has 4 exons. Gene Ontology annotation, biological process: plant-type cell wall cellulose biosynthetic process; cellulose microfibril organization. NCBI's taxonomy places the organism in Eukaryota, Viridiplantae, Streptophyta, Magnoliopsida, Asterales, Asteraceae.